AUGAGCGACCUGAGAUGUAGUUCCUCAUGUCUCAGACCCGCAGGAACGACCAGGAUCCAGCGAUGCAUCUGUGUGGUGGGCUUCCUGGACUUGUUUGGGGUGAGCAUGAUCAUCCCGCUGCUGAGCCAUCACGUGAAGGCUCUUGGAGCCGGUCCCACUGUAGCCGGUAUAGUAGUGUCUACAUAUGGGAUCUUACAGUUCUUCUCAAGCACAAUAGUUGGCAGCUGGAGUGACGUGGUGGGACGGAGGUACUCUCUGCUCACCUGUCUGCUGCUGAGUGCUCUGGGCUACGGCCUGCUGGGGAUGUCCACCAGCAUCCCUUUGUUCGUCCUCGCAAGGAUUCCUGUGGGACUGUUCAAGCACUCCCUGUCAAUCUGCAGAGCCCUGCUCUCUGACCUGGUGUCUGAGUCAGAGCGCCCUCUGGUGAUGGGACACUUCAAUGCAGCCUCCAGUGUCGGCUUCAUCCUGGGACCUAUGGUGGGAGGCUACCUCACCGAGCAUGAAGGGGGCUUCUAUACCUCCUCCUUCACUUGUGCAGCCAUCUUCCUCAUGAAUGCGGGACUGGUCUGGAUGCUGCCGUGGAACGAGACACUAGUUCACCGUAACACAAACUCCAGCAAUGACCCAAGUAAACAUUGUCAUGACAACCACUGUUUGGAGACUGUGCAGAAUGGUUCUCAUGCGAAUAGACACCAGACGUUGCCGGCACGAGACGCUCAGCCAGGUUCCGCAGCUCCUUUAAAAAAGCACCAAGGUGGUCUCCGGUGGAGUGAGGUGUCUCUGCUGCAGCCUGUUUGGAGACAGCUGUCGUCAGUGGGCUCCAGGAUAAAAAUGGUAGCCUCUUCUGACAUGUGGGAUCUCUUUCUGGUGCGUCUUCUGAUGGGCAUAGCGAUCAUGCUUUACUACAGUAACUUCUCUCUGGCCAUGGAGGAGCGUUUCCUGCUCAAACCAAAGAUGACGGGUUAUCUGAUCAGCUACAGCAGCACCUUGGGGGCCUUGUCCGGGUUCCUGGUGGGGCCUGUCACGCAGCUCUACAAGAACAACAUGGCCGCUAUGCUGCUUCACUCCACGAUGCUCACCUGCUCACUUAUCUUCCUCUAUUCUGCCGCAGCCAACGUUUGGCAGGUGGUUCUUUCCUCCACCUUCUUCGCCAUUUCCACCUCCAUUGGACGGACGUGUAUAACAGACAUGGAGCUGCAGAGGGGAGGGGUCCAGGCCAGCGGGACUCUGAUUGGCGCGGGGCAGUCGGUUACAGCUGUCGGCCGCGUCUUGGCUCCCCUCCUUUCGGGUCUCGCUCAGGAGUUCAGCCCCUGUGGUCCCCCGAGUCUGGGAGUGGUCCUGGCUCUAGCAGCUGUAGGUUUACUGCUUAUCAGGAUCCCUGAGUGGGACGGGAGAGGAAUGAUCAAAACUACCAAACUGAGUAACUGA
Limanda limanda (common dab) is the source of this 1428-nucleotide messenger RNA. RefSeq names its product major facilitator superfamily domain containing 9 (gene slc67a2). The record is from RefSeq and is a predicted model, not a curated record. Gene Ontology annotation, biological process: transmembrane transport. The coding region runs from base 1 to 1428 and encodes 475 amino acids. The transcript is spliced from 6 exons. Lineage: Eukaryota; Metazoa; Chordata; Actinopteri; Pleuronectiformes; Pleuronectidae. Gene Ontology annotation, molecular function: transmembrane transporter activity.